Messenger RNA from Entelurus aequoreus (snake pipefish), 1600 nucleotides. It is a transcript of the gene dok4, whose product is annotated as docking protein 4. The transcript has 8 exons. Gene Ontology annotation, biological process: cell surface receptor protein tyrosine kinase signaling pathway; positive regulation of MAPK cascade. NCBI's taxonomy places the organism in Eukaryota, Metazoa, Chordata, Actinopteri, Syngnathiformes, Syngnathidae. The coding region runs from base 252 to 1247 and encodes 331 amino acids. The record is from RefSeq and is a predicted model, not a curated record. Gene Ontology annotation, cellular component: cytoplasm.
CUUAGUAUUGGCAGUGAGAACACUGAGGAAAGACUUGUCUCGUGGAGAGUGAAUGAAAGGAACCCAGAUGAAGAAGAAAACACAUGUCCAACAGGCAAAAACUACAAUCACAGACAAGAGAGACAAGAGACGUGAAAAGCAGUUUCAUGUCAGAGAGGACACACACUCAGACUGAAAAAGAAAGUUUUAGAGUUGAAUGACAGUAAGUUGCUGGAGGAGAGGGUAAGGAAACAUCUGGAUGAUCUCUGGAGAUGGCCUCCAACUUCAACGACAUUGUCAAGCAAGGCUAUGUGCGCAUGCGCAGCCGAAAACUCGGGAUUUACCGCCGUUGCUGGUUAGUUUUUAAGAAAUCGUCUAGCAAAGGACCUCGUCGAUUGGAGAAAUACCCUGAUGAGAAGUCUGCCAACAUCAGAGCCUGUUCUAAGGUGACAGAAAUCAGCAGUGUUAAGAGUGUCACACGGCUUCCUCGGGAUACCAAGCGACAGGCAGUGGCCAUUGUACUAACUGACGACACCUCACGCACUUUCACUUGUGAAUCAGAACUGGAAGCAGAAGACUGGUUCAAGACACUGUCAAAUGAAUGUCUGGGAACGCGGGUCAAUGACAUCAUCAUGGGAGAACCAGAUCUCCUGGCAGCUGGGAUGCAAUGUGAACACACAGAGCGCUUUAAUGUCUUCCUCCUACCUUGCCCCAACUUGGACAUCUAUGGAGAAUGUAUGAUGCAGAUCACUCAUGAGAACAUUUACCUUUGGGACAUUCACAACCCCCGCACCAAGCUGGUCACCUGGCCACUCAGGUCCUUGCGUCGCUAUGGACGUGACGCCACCUGCUUCACCUUUGAGGCAGGAGGGUGUGACAGCAGAGAAGGUCUCUACACUUUCCAGACCAAAGAAGGAGAGCAGAUCUAUCAAAUGGUUCACUCUUCCACGGUAGCAAUUGCUGAGCAACACAAGAAGGUUCUGCUGGAGAUGGAGAGAAAAAGCAGAUUGAUGUUUCGAGGUUCAGAAUCAAACUCCUACCCGUCGACCCCAACUACCAUACUGCCCAGAUCGGCCUACUGGCACCAUAUCACUGGAACUCACGUUGACAUGGACUCUGUAGGCGGUAACGCCUCAGAAGAGCUGCUGCUGUCAGCUUGUCUUCCGACGGAACGCUACGCAUCUCUGCCACUUGAAAAUAUGCAUGCACAGUCCCAGCCACAUAUACGCGCACAUUUUACGACACUUUGCACUUUCCCUGGACAGUAACACAUUAGGAUUCAAGAAGGUUGAUAGUGAAUUCUGCAUUGAGAGACCAGACAUACAGAAGAACAUGUUUCUCUCUGACAAGACACACCGUGUAGUGAGGGUCAAGAAUAAGACUACAAUUUUAAGAAAGAUGCCUAAAGUAUUAAUAAUUAAAUUAACCCUGUAAGCAGUGCUAAUAUUCAUAAAAUUUGAAUAAAUAGGAGUGUAAAGAUAUGGUGUAUUUUACAAUGCAGAACUUUAAUUUUGGUACAAAAAUGUACUGAUUUCCCACAUAGCACACAUUAAGUGAGGAACAGGAAGUGUUUAUGGCAUCAUACGGUCUCUGUAAAAAAAUACAAUAUAGUCUUGCAGUG